UGGUACAAAGCAGAAAGUAGAAUCAUAACCUGGAAAAAUGGAGGUUGGCCCUCAUGAAUUUCAAGAGCCAGAAGGGGGCGCAAUGGAGAGGAGAGCAGUGUCCAACUCUGUCCCAAGCCCUCCAUGGCCUCAGCCGUCCCUCACUUUAACCUCACCCCCUGUGUUGAGUAGAUGUUCUUUAUACCCACAACCCCCAGCAGAGACCAAGACACAUAGAGCCUCUUUGUUGGUAGAAGAUAAUGCCGCCAACCAUAGGCCAGAAGGUGAGUCGUCGCCUUCAUUUGUUCCUAGAACCAUCGCCGUCCCCCCAUAUCACCAUAGUGAUCCAGCUGACCUUCUACCACAGGCCAUGUUGGCAGCAGGGUUGCCCACAAUGCACGGCGGUCUCCUGGUUCUUCCAGUCCCGCCUCAGAACGUGAUGGUCUCCCAAGACAUUGACGGCCCGAUCCUAAAGAUGUCAGAUAGAACUCUCUUAGAUCACACCGUAAUGGUCCCGUUAUAUGAGGAGGACCCAAAAUGGGGGAAAUCAUUGGAAGAGGUGGAGAUGGGUUGUAAUACAGAAACCAGUGAUGAUGGCAGCAAAGAGGAUGAGGGUGACCCAUUCAGGUGGAUGGAAGGAACCAACUGUGAAAGUCUGGGUGAGGAGGAGGAGGAGUGUGAUGAUGGGUGGAGGGAGAAGGAUGAGGAUGAAGAGCAAAGUGAUGAGGAUGAUGAUAAUGGUGGACAGAGUGAAGGGAUCAGUGAUGAAGAUGAUGGACAGAGUGAAGGGAUCAGUGAUGAAGAUGAUGGACAGAGUGAAGGGAUCAGUGAUGAAGAUGAUGGACAGAGUGAAGGGAUCAGUGAUGAAGAUGAUGGACAGAGUGAAGGGAUCAGUGAUGAAGAUGAUGGACAGAGUGAAGGGAUCAGUGAUGAAGAUGAUGCACAGAGUGAAGGGAUCAGUGAUGAAGAGGAUGAGUUUUACGAUGAAGAACUUGGAGAAGAGGCCGAUGAUGAGCGGACGAGUGAUGGUUCCGAUGAGGAAAGGCCGGAAAGGAAGUUUAAUGAUCAAUUGGAGAAGGUUGAUGAUGAUGAUGAUGAUGUGGGACAAGGAGAGUUUAGUUCUUUCCCAAGCUCCAGAGCUGUAGACUCAUCCGUCACUCCGGCCCGUCCUAACCCAUGUGACCAGAGGGGCACCGCCUGGAAAGAGACCGACCCCGAAGAACCUUCUGAUGAAGAGCUGAAGAAAGUCUACAGAGAUCUGCGGCAGGAUCUGCACCAAAACGCAACUCUGUUCAAGGCGAUGAUGCGUGAGGGUCUCCAGGGGUCUCCACCCACCUCCCCCCUCACAUAGAAAGUCAAAACAUUUGUACGAUCUUCAGUAUAAAAGAAAACAACAUCAAAUCCUUUUAUUAGAAGCGUUAUAUUCAUGCGAGCUCUAGGACCCCCAUGAUGGAGGGUUUAGUAUUCCGGAUGUUUUUUUUAUAGUGUUAGUCUUUUCUGGAGGCCAUGUUUCCAGUUUGGUUGUCACCUCCCAGAUGGCUUCUAUAGUCUGGAGUGUAUCGACUUCGUAAACAGUACUAUAAAGGGUGAAGUAAAGUCUGGGGUAUCCUUAUAUAAAGGAAUAUAGGGUAAAGGUACAGUCCAGUCACUAGGAAUAUUCAGGAAUGGUACAGCCCGGUCACUAGGAAUAUUCAGGAAUGGUACAGCCCGGUCCUGUUCACUAGGAAUAUUCAGGAAUGGUACAGCCCGGUCACUAGGAAUAUUCAGGAAUGGUACAGCCCGGUCACUAGGAAUAUUC
Molecule: messenger RNA, 1777 nt
Organism: Hyla sarda
Lineage: Eukaryota; Metazoa; Chordata; Amphibia; Anura; Hylidae
Product: RNA polymerase-associated protein LEO1-like
Exons: 3
Coding region: 38-1330 (430 amino acids)
Source: RefSeq, a predicted model, not a curated record